AUGUCAUCUCAUCAAACUUCCAAAAUCUUCAUUAUUGGCGGUACAGGAGCUCAAGGUAUACCCAUUAUCAAAGCUCUUGUUGUCGAUAAGAAAUACCAAGUUCGAGUCCUUACCCGUGACACCACAUCCUCCAGAGCCCAACAACUUCUUGCUCUCGGCAAUGUUGAAUUAUUUGAAGGAACCUUCGCCGACGAGGAUGUUAUUCGUGCUGGUUACAAAGGUUGUGAUGGUGCAUUCAUCAAUAUCGAUGGUUUCAACACUGGUGAAAAGACUGAAAUGUUCUGGGCAAUUCGUUCUUAUGAAAUUGCUAUCCAAGAAGGCAUCAAGUUUUUCGUCUACGGAAACCUUGAUUAUGCAUUGAAGAAGAGUGGAUGGCAGGAGAAGUAUCAUGCUGGUCACUAUGAUGGAAAAGGAAGAAUUGGCGAAUGGAUCUUGUGGCAAAAUCAAAGUAAUCCUAAUGGAAUGGGAGCGGCUUUAUUUACUACAGGUCCAUAUAUCGAAAUGUCAAUUACGGGUCAAACUGUCAUGACACCUAGUGUAGAGGAUGGCGUUGUAACAUGGAGAGUACCACUCGGGGAUGGUGCCGUCCCUCACGUUAGUUUGGAGGAUUGUGGAUUCUAUGUUCGAUGGUUAUUCGAUCACCCCCAGCAUACCAAUGGAAUGGAUCUCGAAGUUAGUAUUGGAGACAUCACAUACUCCGAAAUGGCAACGGCGUUUGAAAAAGUCACGGGUCAUCCGGCUCAAUAUAUCAAUACGGAUAUCGAUAAAUAUUUCAAACGAUUCGGACCAGUGGCUGAUACGCCGGCUGGAUUUAAUGCGGAUCCAAAUGAUAAGGCAUCGAUGACUUUUAGGAGAAAUUUUACGGGUUGGUGGACUCAAUUUAGGGAGAGGUUGUUGAAGAGGGAUUAUAAGUUGUUGGAUGAGAUUCAUCCGGGAAGAAUCAGAAGUGCGGAGGAAUUCUUCAAGAGGGAGGAUCAGAGAUUGAAGGAGGAAUCGGGUGGGAAGGUUGGUUUAUGGGAGAGUGUGCAACCGGGGAAUUUAAAACAUGUUUUGAAAUUGACGGAGGAUGGGAGGAAGGGUAAACUUUGA
Sclerotinia borealis F-4128 is the source of this 1089-nucleotide messenger RNA. Lineage: Eukaryota; Fungi; Ascomycota; Leotiomycetes; Helotiales; Sclerotiniaceae. The record is from the annotation of a GenBank genome assembly.